UUCGGCUAGAGUUGUCAUCUAGCACAUUAAGCUGUGUGCGUCUGCUGUUUAGAAUUAUCCUGCCAUUAUCUAGCUCUGGGCUGUUGGUCUCCACCUGCUGCUGUGGACCAGGUUUUGCAGAGAACUCCAAAAGCAGUCUUAUUCACAACCACCCAUCUGCGACAAUGGACUUCAUUGGAACUGGAACCCUUAUUCUGGUUCUCUGUAUCACCUGCCUCAUAUUCCUCUUCAUGUAUAUUGAGAACAAUAAGUGGAAAGACAUGCCGCCUGGACCUACUCCGCUUCCUCUCCUGGGAAACAUCCUACAGCUAAACAUGAAAGAGUUGCCCAAGUCAUUUAAAAAGCUCGCCAAGAUCUAUGGUGAUGUAUUUACUGUUCAUCUCGGACCAAGGACUGCGGUUGUCUUAUACGGAUAUGAUGCAGUAAAGGAGGCUUUGGUGGACAACGCCAAUAUCUUUAGCCAAAGGGCAAAAGUUCCUGCAGCAGAACUUAUUUUUAAAGACUAUGGCGUUAUUCUUAGUAAUGGGGAGCGUUGGAAACAGAUGCGUCGCUUCUCUCUCAUGACGCUGCGAAAUUUCGGAAUGGGGAAGAAGAGCACUGAGGAACGAAUCCAGGAGGAAUGUCGGUUUCUUAGAGAUGAGUUUAAUAAAACAUCAGGUGCACCCAUUGAUCCCACUUUCCUCCUGACCAUUGCUGUAUCCAACAUGAUCUGCUCUAUUGUGUUUGGAGAGCGUUUUGAAUAUGAAGACAAGGAGUUCCUUGGCCUGCAUGCCAUGCUGAAAGAAGUUUUCAAGAUAAUAUCUUCUUCCAUUGGGCAGCUUCUCAACUCUUUUCCAAAACUUAUCAGUCGUAUUCCUGGACCUCACCAGAAAGUAUUUAGCAAUUUUACCAUGUUGAAAGCAUUUGUGAAGAAAAAAGUGAAGGAACAUCAGGAGACGUUGGACGAGAACUUCCCCAGGGAUUUAAUCGAUUGCUUCCUAAUGAAGAUGGAGGAGGAGAAGGAAAAUCCUAACUCGGAGUUCCACUUUGAAAACUUAUUUGUCACCGUGAUGAACCUUUUUUUUGCUGGGACAGAAACUACAACCACAACUUUGAGACGUAGUUUGAGGAUUUUGCUCAAGUACCCAGACAUACAAGCCAAAGUACAGAAAGAAAUUGAUCAGGUGAUUGGCCAGGACCGCCCUCCCUGUAUAGAAGAUCGGGACAAAAUGCCAUAUACAGAUGCUGUGAUCCAUGAAAUGCAGAGAUUUGCAGACAUUGUGCCUACGGGUGUACCCCAUGCAGUAUCUGAAACUACAGUAUUCAGAGGCUACACAAUCCCCAAGGACACCACCGUGUUUGCUUUUCUGACCUCUGUCUUGAAGGAUCCGAAACACUUUCGAAACCCAGAGAUAUUUGAUCCUGGUCACUUUCUGGAUGACAAUGGCAGGUUCAAGAAAAAUGAAGCUUUCAUGCCAUUUUCCACAGGGAGGAGGAUCUGCCUUGGAGAAGGGUUGGCGAAAAUGGAGAUCUUUAUUUUCCUCACCUAUAUCCUGCAGAAUUUCACCCUGAAAUCUGAUGAAGACCCUUCAGCUAUUGACAUUUCUCCUCUGCCCAACACCAACAGUGCUAUACCUCGCCCUUAUGAAAUGCGAUUUGUCCCACGCUGACAGCUCCAUCUAGCUGUUUAAUAUGUUCCAGAGUUAAUAAAAAUGUGACAUGUAUUAAUUCAUGUUUACUGUACUACUAAAUUUCAUAUACAGCAAUAGAACAUUUCCAAUUGAAGUGGAUCUAUCUUACAUAAUUCACUUACUCCAUUCUGUAAUUUCAGCACUGACCAGAAGAUUUCCUACAUGGAAGAUAAUCAAACUAUUUUGAUUGUUUGCAUGAGUGUUGUAUAUUUGCACUUUCCUUUUCCAAUCAGAUGGGUGUUUAUGGGUGGCAAGAAUUCAUAUCAGUAAAAUACAUUUGUUGCACGGCUGAUAACCUUUUUUUUAGUUUUUGUACUUAUUUUAGAGAACUAAUAUUUGUUUUGGGAUAAAUAUGGAUUUUGUAAUGGUAGCAUGUUAAAAAUUAGUUUAUGCUCAUUUCCUCUGAUUUAUAAAUAAA
Pseudophryne corroboree (corroboree frog) is the source of this 2088-nucleotide messenger RNA. RefSeq names its product cytochrome P450 2C18-like. The coding region runs from base 165 to 1649 and encodes 494 amino acids. Gene Ontology annotation, cellular component: cytoplasm; intracellular membrane-bounded organelle. NCBI's taxonomy places the organism in Eukaryota, Metazoa, Chordata, Amphibia, Anura, Myobatrachidae. Gene Ontology annotation, molecular function: arachidonate epoxygenase activity; iron ion binding; oxidoreductase activity, acting on paired donors, with incorporation or reduction of molecular oxygen, reduced flavin or flavoprotein as one donor, and incorporation of one atom of oxygen. The record is from RefSeq and is a predicted model, not a curated record. The transcript has 10 exons. Gene Ontology annotation, biological process: xenobiotic metabolic process; epoxygenase P450 pathway.